Molecule: messenger RNA, 3980 nt
Organism: Xenopus laevis (African clawed frog)
Lineage: Eukaryota; Metazoa; Chordata; Amphibia; Anura; Pipidae
Gene: slc4a8.L
Product: solute carrier family 4, sodium bicarbonate cotransporter, member 8 L homeolog
Exons: 25
Coding region: 319-3609 (1096 amino acids)
Source: RefSeq, a predicted model, not a curated record
UGUACUUGAACGAGCGGCACCUGCUUUCUCUGCCUGUGACAUUUCCACCUUGCCCCUUAGCGGCCCCACUGUGGGUCCGUCUCCUUCCCGCGCUCUCAUUGGAUGCCUCACAGAGAGGAUGGAGGGCUGUAGCCAGGGGAAGAGCAGCUGGUGAAUGAAGGGAAAGUCCUGCAGCUUGAGGAGAGCGAUAAAUCGUAUCUGUUGCCCUGUCACUGGGGAGGCAGCAAUUCCCACAGCCUUCCUGUAUCUCAGCGCCCUGACGUGAAGAACAAACGUGCCGGCAUUUAUACAGAAGCAGCGUCUCCUAAAUCGUCAGCCAUGCCUGCAGGAAGCAACGAGCCUGAAUGUGCCCUGAGCUACCAGAGAUCUGAUGAAGAGGCCAUUGUGGAUCAGGGUGGAACGAGUUCAGUACUUAAUAUUCACUAUGAAAAAGAAGAACUCGAAGGCCACAGGACCUUGUAUGUGGGAGUGCGAAUGCCAUCGGGGCGCCAGAGUCAUAGACAUCAUCGCACCCAUGGACAAAAACACAGAAAAAGAGAUAGAAUGAAAGGAGUUAUUCAAGAAGAAGGCCAUGAUGAUUCAUCAGCUCAUGAUACACCUUCCCAGCGAGUGCAAUUUAUCCUUGGGACAGAGGAUGAUGAGGAGCAUGUACCCCAUGAACUUUUUACUGAACUGGAUGAGAUUUGUGUUAAAGAGGGUGAGGUCACAGAGUGGAAAGAGACAGCAAGGUGGCUAAAGUUUGAGGAAGAUGUUGAAGAUGGAGGUGAACGAUGGAGUAAACCCUAUGUGGCUACUCUUUCCCUGCAUAGCCUUUUUGAAUUAAGAAGCUGCAUCAUUAAUGGAACAGUUCAGCUGGAUAUGCGUGCAAACACCAUAGAAGAAAUAGCAGACAUGAUAUUGGACCAUCAAGAUUCAGCCAAUGAAUUAGGCGAUAACAUCCGUGUGAAAGUAAAAGAAGCUCUUCUGAAGAAGCACCACCAUCAAAUUGAGAAGAAACGCAACAACCUUAUACCAAUGGUGCGUUCAUUUGCUGAGGUUGGGAAGAAGCAAUCUGAGCCCCAUUUAUUAGACAAGAAUAAUCUGUCUGUCUCGCCACAGCCUACUCCCUCUACGCUGGAUGUUAAAAAUGGGGGGAGUCAUGAGAACAGCAGUUCUGUAGAUUUAAGCAAGGUGGACCUUCACUUCAUGAAAAAAAUACCUACUGGUGCCGAAGCUUCCAAUGUUCUUGUUGGGGAGCUUGAUUUUCUAGAAAGGCCUAUCGUGGCAUUUGUGAGGCUUUCUCCAGCUGUUCUUCUCACUGGACUUACUGAGGUGCCAAUCCCUACAAGGUUUCUUUUCAUCUUGUUGGGACCUGUAGGAAAAGCUCAGCAAUACCAUGAAAUUGGCAGGUCAAUGGCAACAAUAAUGACUGAUGAGAUCUUUCAUGAUGUUGCUUACAAAGCAAAAGACAGGGGGGAUUUGUUAGCAGGGAUUGAUGAGUUUUUGGAUCAAGUCACUGUGCUCCCCCCUGGUGAAUGGGAUCCAUCCAUUAGAAUUGAACCACCAAAGAAUGUCCCAUCUCAGGAAAAGAGGAAAAUGCCUGGUGUUCCGAAUGGAAAUGCUUGCCAUGUGGAACCAGAGCCAGAACCAGAGCAUAGUGGACCUGAACUCCAACGCACAGGAAGGAUUUUUGGAGGUCUAGUAGCAGACAUAAAACGGAAAGCUCCAUUUUACUUGAGUGACUACAGGGAUGCCCUUAGCUUGCAGUGUGUGGCUUCAUUUCUUUUCCUCUACUGUGCCUGCAUGUCUCCAGUGAUUACUUUUGGAGGUUUGCUUGGAGAAGCUACAGAAGGUCGCAUAAGUGCUAUAGAAUCUCUCUUUGGUGCUUCUAUGACAGGAAUAGCAUACUCCGUAUUUGCUGGACAACCUCUCACUAUACUUGGAAGCACAGGGCCAGUGCUGGUGUUUGAGAAGAUUCUGUUCAAAUUUUGCAAAGAAUAUGGCUUUUCAUAUCUCUCCUUGAGAGCCUGCAUUGGACUGUGGACAGCUUUCCUCUGCAUUUUUCUUGUGGCUACAGAUGCCAGUUCUCUAGUCUGCUAUAUCACACGCUUUACAGAAGAAGCCUUUGCCUCGCUAAUUUGCAUCAUAUUUAUCUAUGAAGCCAUCGAGAAGUUAAUUCAUUUGGGUGAGACAUAUCCGGUGAACAUGCAUUCUCAACUGGACAAACUUACUCUUUAUUACUGUAAGUGUGCUGCUCCUGAAAAUCCAUCUAAUGACACUCUACUGUACUGGAGAGAAAAUAACAUCACUAUUUCAGAAACAGACUGGGCCAACUUCACAGUUAGUGAGUGCAAUACAAUGCAUGGGGAGUUUGUGGGGUCUGCUUGCGGACACCAUGGGCCAUAUACUCCCGAUGUUCUCUUCUGGUCCUGCAUCCUGUUUUUCACCACAUUUGCAUUGUCUAGUGCAUUGAAGACAUUUAAAACAAGUCGUUACUUUCCAACUAAGGUUCGCUCCAUGGUGAGUGAUUUCGCUGUCUUCCUUACUAUUCUGACAAUGGUAGUCCUAGACUACUUUAUUGGUGUGCCAUCUCCUAAGCUUCAGGUUCCAAAUGAGUUUAAGCCAACCCGAGAUGACAGAGGAUGGUUUGUGAAUCCAAUUGGACCAAAUCCUUGGUGGACUGUGUUUCCAACAAUAAUCCCUGCACUUUUGUGCACAAUUCUAAUAUUCAUGGAUCAGCAGAUAACUGCAGUGAUUAUCAACAGGAAAGAACAUAAGCUGAAAAAAGGAUGUGGCUACCAUUUGGACCUGCUAGUGGUGGGACUUAUGCUCGGAAUCUGUUCAAUAAUGGGAUUGCCUUGGUUUGUUGCAGCCACUGUCCUCUCUAUUACGCAUGUCAACAGCCUUAAGUUAGAGUCAGAAUGUUCAGCCCCUGGAGAGCAGCCUAAAUUUUUGGGGAUCCGUGAACAGAGAAUCACAGGCCUAAUGAUCUUUGUGCUGAUGGGUUGUUCUGUGUUUAUGACUACUGUGCUAAAGUUUAUCCCAAUGCCAGUUCUGUAUGGAGUAUUUCUCUACAUGGGAGUCUCGUCACUGCGAGGUAUUCAGUUCUUUGAUCGCCUGCUGCUCUUCGCAAUGCCAGCAAAACACCAGCCUGAUUUCAGCUACCUGAGACAUGUUCCUUUACGCAAAGUUCAUCUCUUCACCAUUAUACAGCUGACCUGCUUAGUAUUACUGUGGGUCAUUAAGGUUUCCCGGGCUGCUAUUGUUUUCCCUAUGAUGGUCCUUGCAUUAGUGUUUGUCCGCAAAGUCAUGGACUUCUGCUUCUCUGAUCGGGAACUGAGCUGGCUUGAUGACUUGAUGCCAGAGAGUAAGAAAAAGAAACUGGACGAUGCAAAAAACAAAGCUAAAGAAUUGGAGGAGUCUGAAAAGAUGCUACAUGAAGGAGAGGACAAAGGAGUUCAACUUCCCCUGGAAACCAGAAAUUUGCUCAGUAGCCCAGGGAAAAACAAUAAUUCAAGAGGUGAUCCAUCUGAAAUAAAUAUUUCUGAUGAAAUGCCUAAAACUACAGUAUGGAAGGCUCUCAGCAUGAACACAGAAAGCUCAAAAUCAAAGGAUAAAAGUUUUUUUUAAAUAGACGUCUUGGCAUAGGAAGGACUGUGUAAAAUGUCAGAUGACUCAGGGAAGUGCCAAGACCCAGCGGCAUACGGCUUUGAAGAAAUGUUUCCAGUACCUUCUUCAAAGAAGGAUUCAUGUUAAAGCCAUCAGAAAAAUGUUGUUAGAUAAAUAUAUUUUGUUUAGUUUGAAGUGUGUGCUUUAACAAGUUCUUCACACUGUAAGUGUUAUGGUGUGAGGGGAUUGAAGGUAGAUAAUUUACCUUUGUAAAACCUCUGCCGUAUAAGUUUCACUUAUGUCGGCCCUUUGAAAAUUCCAUGAAUGACAAAAUAGUGUUUGAUUAUUGAUAUUCAUACACUUAAAAGUCUUGAAAGCUGAAAGAUAUCGUU